AUGAACGGUAUCGGCUUUGCCACGGGAGAACUAGUGCUUAGUCCCUUGCCUAACACGCAUCUGGAGGUUGAAAUGCGAGAAACUUGUUUCCGCGGCAGAGAGAUUUCAGAUACAGGUCUUCUCUGCUUAACCUCAGCAUUACUAUAUCGCGGUCUCUUCACCAAGCCGUGCCCGCAUGUAGAGACCGGUAUAAAAGCUGUUUCAGUGUUUGGCAUUGGUGUCGAUGAUUGCCUGUGGAGUCGCAGCGCAACAACUUCAAGCUGGUUCUGUGCUCGUUUCGGUGCAGAAAGAUGCGGAGAAAGACGUGUCUGGCUAGAAUUGAUAUUCGAUAUCUUUGGUGUUAGGCCAUUCGCGGUGAACGAUACAACUCUACUUAACUAG
Chondrus crispus (carragheen) is the source of this 381-nucleotide messenger RNA. RefSeq lists its product as hypothetical. NCBI's taxonomy places the organism in Eukaryota, Rhodophyta, Florideophyceae, Gigartinales, Gigartinaceae. The record is from RefSeq and is a predicted model, not a curated record. The coding region runs from base 1 to 381 and encodes 126 amino acids. The transcript has a single exon.